Molecule: messenger RNA, 771 nt
Organism: Harmonia axyridis
Lineage: Eukaryota; Metazoa; Arthropoda; Insecta; Coleoptera; Coccinellidae
Exons: 1
Coding region: 1-771 (256 amino acids)
Source: RefSeq, a predicted model, not a curated record
AUGGACGAAAUAAUAGAAGAAGUGAAGAAGACAACAAGAGGUUACAGGCUGACAACCGGUGUGAUCAAGAUAAUUUGUUAUGCCGAUGAUGCAGUGAUUGUAGCUGACAGCGAGGACGAUUUACAACGGCUCCUAUUUAAAUUUUACACAAACGCCAAAACAUUGAACAUGGAAAUAUCGAAUGCGAAAACGAAAUCACUCGUGGCUUCAAAAGAACCAAUAAGAUGUAAACUUGUGUUGGAGGAUCGACCAAUUGAACAGCUGAUGUCGGUUGCUUACUUGGGCGUGCAAAUAACAGCUAAUCAGGACAGAACCAAAGAAAUUAAAGACCAAACAAACAAGGCGGCAAGGAUAUCGGGUGCUCUCAGAGACAUUAUAUGGAACAACAAACACAUGCGGAAAGAUUCUAAAUCCAGAAUAUAUAAAACUAUUGUGAGACCAAUGAUGACGUACGCAAUAGAAACGAGAGCAGACACCAAGGUGAUGAAGAAUGCACUCCGAACUACCGAAAUGAAAGUACUCAGAUACAUCCUAGGCUUCACAUUAAGAGAUAAAAAGAGAAAUGAAGACAUCCGCAACGAGUGUGAAGUUCCAGAUAUAGUUCGAUGGGGUCGCAAUAGAAGAAGAUUUUGGAAUGCCCAUGUGGAAAGGAUGGAUGAGGAAAGAAUUGCCAGAAUAGUAAGGGAUGGAAAUCCGGGAACACGUCGACCACUGGGAAGACCGCCUAAACGGUGGAAGGACUCGUGGACGUCAAUCUCCCAAGAGGCAUAA